Molecule: messenger RNA, 1266 nt
Organism: Epithele typhae
Lineage: Eukaryota; Fungi; Basidiomycota; Agaricomycetes; Polyporales; Epitheliaceae
Product: MFS general substrate transporter
Exons: 6
Coding region: 1-1266 (421 amino acids)
Biological process (GO): transmembrane transport
Cellular component (GO): fungal-type vacuole membrane
Molecular function (GO): transmembrane transporter activity
Source: RefSeq, a predicted model, not a curated record
AUGACCGACAUCGAGAAGGUCGAUAUCAACGAGUAUACCGGGCCCAGACAGUCUUCCGCGACUCUCUCGGACACCGCGGUGGACGCACAGAGCACACAAGCCCACUCCGUCUCCUCCCCAUUCCCGGACGGUGGUCUCCACGCGUGGCUCACUGUCCUCGGCGCCUUCCUCGCUUUGUUCUGCUCCUUCGGCCAGCUCAACUCAUUCGGCACAUUCCAAGCGGUUUACGAAGACCACCAGCUCCAGCACCUGCCUGCCUCCACGAUCUCAUGGAUCGGCUCUCUGCAGCUAUGGGUCUUCUUCUUCUCCGGCGGGUUUGUUGGACGCCUAUUUGAUGCGUUUGGCCCACGGCCAAUCAUGAUCAUCGGAACUCUCAUUCUCGUCUUCGGCACGAUGAUGACGAGCCUGUCCAGCCAAUACUACCAGUUCAUCCUCGCACAAGGUAUCCUCGUCGGAGUCGGCAUUGGGGCGGUAUUCUAUCCCGGCUUGGCAGCCAUCUCCACGUACUUUCAGAAGUACCGCAGCACCGCGCUCGGGGUCGCCCUCGCAGGCUCCGGCGUGGGCGGAGUCGUGUGGCCGAUCAUGUACCAACAGCUCUUCGCGCACGUCGGUUUCGCGUGGACCGUGCGCAUCACUGGCUUUGCCACACUCGCGCUCUGCGGGAUCGCCAUCGCGAUGAUCUUCCGCGACUUCACCUUCAUGCUCGUCAUCGUCGGGAGCAUCCUCGUCUGCCUCGGCCUCUUCAUCCCCUUCUUCUACAUCGUCGACUAUUCCACCGCCCACGGAGUGGCGCCGCAGACGGCCUUCUAUGUGCUCUCCGUCAUGAACGCAGGCGGGAUCCUCGGACGCCUCGUGCCGCCCGUGCUCUCCGACGCCCUCGGCCGCUUCAACAUCAUAAUCCCCUGCGCCCUGUUCACGGGGCUGUCGAUGCUCCUGUUCUGGCCGUUCGCGACGAGCCUGGUCGCGAUCAUGCUGUUCGCGGCGGUGUACGGCUUCUUCAGCGGGGCGUUCAACGCGCUGGUCAUCCCCGUCGUCGCCCAGAUCUCGGACAUUCGCGAGAUCGGCACACGCGUCGGCGUGCUGUAUACCAUCAUCUCCGUCCCGUGCAGCGUUGUGUGGAGGCCCCGCGCGGGCGCGAUCCUCAAGGCGAAUGGGGGCAGUUUCCUCGGGAUGAUGAUUCUCGGCGGGUCGGCCGUCGUCGGCGGGUCGCUCUUCCUCGUCUGGGCGCGCUUAACGCUCGACCGCCAGCUCUCCGCGCGGGUAUAG